CUCAGUUGAACGAAAGGAAAGAAGUCAAAAACAUGAUGCCAAGUAAAGCAGGAGCAACAAGAACCACUGUUCAUGGCUACCUCUCUCUUGCCUCUGCUCCUCUCUUUCCUCUUCCUCAACUAUCAUGUCCCCUCCACAGCCAACAUUCACAAAGCCAAAAUCCUCCUCAAAUCAGACCUCCUUGUCGAACCCACAUCUGCAAAUACUUCCAAAUCCUUCAAUGAUACCCCACCAACUGUUUAUUUUGAAGUAACAAAACCCAUUGAAGUCCCAAAUAAGGUCAAACCUUGCGUAUAUACUGUUCUGCAACAUGAUUUUUGUUAUACAUAUGGAAAACCUCCAGUUCUUGCAAAUUAUACCCCUCCUUCUCAUUGUACAUCUCACCAUUUCUCCAAAAUUGUUCUUGAAUGGAAUUCAACUUGUAAAGGAAGACAAUUUGAUCGCAUUUUUGGGGUUUGGUUAGGUGGUGUUGAGCUUCUGAGGAGCUGCACAGCUGAGCCAAGAGCAACUGGGAUUUUUUGGUCUGUUCGAAAGGAUAUAACGAGGUAUUAUUCUUUGCUUACUAAGAAUGCGACUCAAGAGUUUGCUGUUUAUCUUGGUAAUAUUGUUGAUAAUACUUAUACUGGGGUUUACCAUGUGAACAUAACUAUUUAUUUUUAUCCUGCUGAAAAGAAAUUUAGUUAUACUGAGUAUGGUUUGAGUCAUUUGGUAGAUGCACAUGGUUCUAAUGCUGAUUUGAUCUUACCCAUUUCAAGAAAUUUUCCAUUGAAUGAUGGGCUGUGGUUUGAAAUUGAGAAUUCUACUCAUACCCAAUUGAAGGAAUUUGUGAUCCCUCAAAAUGUGUAUAGGGCUGUUUUGGAGGUUUAUGUUUCUUUUCACGAGAAAGAUGAAACUUGGUAUUCCAAUUAUCCUAACGAGUAUAUUGUUGCCAAUAAUCUUACUGAUACCCCUGGAAAUGGUCCUUUUAGGGAGGUUGUUGUUACUCUUGAUGGGGAGGUUGUUGGUGCAAUUUGGCCUUUUACUGUGAUUUAUACAGGUGGGGCCAAUCCUCUCCUAUGGAGACCCAUUACUGGUAUUGGUUCAUUCAAUCUUCCUUCUUAUGAUAUUGAACUUACAUCAUUUUUGGGGAGUAUAUUAGAUGGAAACAACCAUGAGUUAGGUUUUAGUGUCACAAAUGCUUUGAAUGUUUGGUACAUAGAUGCAAAUUUGCACCUUUGGUUGGACUAUAAGAGCACAAAAACUGAAGGGAAGGUUUUGAAACAUGAAAGUAAGCCUCUUGUUUUUUCUCUAGUGUCAAAUUUUAAGGAUUUGAAUGGAACAUUCUUAACGACUGCAAGGAGGUCCAUCUCAACAAGUGGAUGGGUGCAGUCGUCCCUUGGGAAUAUCACUACCUGUUUUAAUCAAUACUUCAGUUACAGCAACUCAAUGAAGAUUGGUGAUAGUGGGAAUUCGCAGAUUGUGAAUCAGAUAAUUAAUUUUAAUGACACUGUUUCCUUCAGAAAGCUUACUUCUUCUAUUCAUUCUUUCAAAUCAUCAAAAAGGUUCCAUAUUGAUAUGUACUCUGACUUAUUUGAUAAAGGAAAUGGCACUUCCUUAAUUGUGACAAACGUCACACUUGGAUUCAAUAAGGAGAAAUUGAAAGAUACUGGGUGGGGAUUUGGGACAAGCUAUCUAAAAAAUCUGCAGGAUGCACAGGGUGUUAUGGUUGUAAGGAACAACUUGGUGAUCAGUGGAGUGGGAAGUACACAGCAGGCUUACAAAUAUGAUGAUAAUAAGUUCUGCUACUUUAGGAACAUAAGCAGUUCAAACUACAGUAUUCUUUAUGACAAAGAGGGAAGCAAGUGCAAUAAGGAACAGUCUAAUCUGAGCUUUUGGAUUAGCAUAUGGUGGCCAUUUCCUACUCGAAGGACUUCUCUAGCAUCUAAAUUACCAAAUGAUAAUGGAGUGUAAUGAUAUUUUCCUUUUUUGGAUACCUUCUCAAGGAACCCAUCUUUGAUUGCUUCAGAGGUUUCCCAUACUCAGGAAACUUGCUAUUUGGCCAAUGGUUCUGCUAACGCACCUCAACUCAAUGAUAGUUAUGUUGGAUGCUUGAAAGGAUUUCCAAUCGCUAUGACCAGUCUUGUCAUUUUCAAACUGCAUGAGUUGGAAUGCACUUAAAUCUUAAGAAGAUACACAGCAUCAAGCUGACAAUACAUUUUCAAAAUGUGGUUUUAAUUUUAUUCUCUCCAAGAGCAUAGAGGACAAAAAACGAGAGUGAAUGUAAAAAUGUUGAAGUUUUGUUGGAGUCUUCAAAUGCUGUGCCACAUUAAUAAGAACACUAAGGUUAUAUCUAUAUAUCUAUUUAUAUAAAUAUAUAAUUUCUAGAGCAUGAUACUCAUUUUGUAA
This is a messenger RNA of Jatropha curcas, 2385 nucleotides long. Its product is annotated as peptide-N4-(N-acetyl-beta-glucosaminyl)asparagine amidase A. The record is from RefSeq and is a predicted model, not a curated record. NCBI's taxonomy places the organism in Eukaryota, Viridiplantae, Streptophyta, Magnoliopsida, Malpighiales, Euphorbiaceae.